AUGGUCGAAAUUCCAGACAAGCGUCACAGGAGCUCCAGUAGUCUUGCUGGGAUUCUGGAAGGCGUACGUUCUGAAAAAAAAUUAGAUGUUCGGGCUUCAAUUCCGGAAGUUGAUGAUCAAUUCGCUUUAGCGGAAGCACGAUGUGAUAGUUUGCAAGAGAAAAUUGAUUUAGUAAAAGGUCUAAAACGAAAAAAGAAAUUGAAAAAGAGAAGUAUGACCACAAUAACCGAACCAGUUUCAACAAUGACAAAUAUACCGCUGAUUACGUUUCGAAGUCGGCCGAAAAAAAAAGUAUCGCAGCAGCCGGAGAAUCUUCGACGGCUCGAGACAACUGUCAAGGCAAACCCUACCACAAAAACGACACGUGGGUAUGUUGAUCCUGCUGUGAUCGAGCAGCAGCAGAUGUUGAACAGAGUUCAUGCGAACAGGCUGCCUCAUCAACAGCAGCAUAGACCGUCAAAGGUAAAGUCGAAUCGUGGCGCAGAAAAUAUGGCCCAAUCGCGGAUGCUUUUACGUCGACCUCCAGCUGACGGCGACAGUGAGCAAGAAAGUGUGCCCCCAGAAUUAUGCGGCGAAGAUGAAUCGUCCGAUGAUAAAUCAUUCAACGAACAAAAUACGUUUUAUUCACAAAAAAGGGAUAACCACAGUCGACCUCAAUCCAAGCAAUCGAAGGGAAAACGACACAAUAUUGUAAAACCUCCUGGAUCACAAACAGGUACAAAGGUAAGUGAAUCGGAACGGGGGCAAGUUGUGGAGCUGUUUAAGAAUAACGAAGCGCGUAGUCCGCGACAGCUGAACAUAAAUAUUGCAAAGGAGAUGAACAGAAUAAAAGACAAUGCUGUCUUAUAUAAGCAGGAAGCGCCGAUUGGCCAAAUGGAAAACGUACCACCAACAUAUUUGAAGAAACCAAAGGGUAAUAAAAACGUAAAGUACCGCAACCGUCACUACGAGUUGCCCACCGUGUCAUCAAAAAUGAAGCGAGUCGUCCUCCACUGCUACAAUGAUAAUUUGGCCCACGCCGCCAUACCGUUCGUCGUCAGCAAGAGUUCCGCUCCUUCCCACAACGUCGGCGUUAAUCUUCAGCAGAUUUUAAACGGGCUCAGAGUACAGCAGCCGAUAUCGAAAAUACCACUUACCAUCGCGCACCAUAUGGGCCUACGUCACGUUCCCACGACUGGAACUAAAAGCGCUAUGACGUCUCCGACGUUACAAAGCAGUGAAAUGAAUGUUAUCAAGUUAGGACAGAGGUUACUUCAUCUGCCAUCGUUUAAAACCAUGUCCUACUGUCGGUUAUUGUCGCUCUACCGCGCGGGGAACAGCCUCGUGUCCAGAUUCCUAUGUGCCAACGGACGGCCACAUUACUUCUACACGUCUAUGUGCGAUCUAACGACGAAUCCAGAUGAAAUCGCGUCAGCACAGUCGAAAAGACGAAGCAGGAGUCAAGGGGAGAAAAAGAACCUAAUGGAAUACGUGGCCCUGUUCAGGGAGUACGAGCAGGUCGAGAAGCGUCUUAACGAGAACUACGAUCCAGAUCUUGAAAAACAUAAGGAUAGCCUGGAAAAUAAACUUACAGAACGUGAAAAAUAUAUUCGGAAGAUCGUUCGAGAUACGGGGUACGAUAUGAAUGUGGAAGAUUUCAGGGCUACUAUUGCGAACGAGGAUUAUCAACAUUUAAAGUUUGAUUUAAUGUCAACACAAACUCAACAAUAAAAGACUAUUUAUUUAUGAACGUGAGAAAUUAUAUGUAAUUUAAAUUAUAUAUUGUGAAUUAAACU
Molecule: messenger RNA, 1775 nt
Organism: Vanessa tameamea
Lineage: Eukaryota; Metazoa; Arthropoda; Insecta; Lepidoptera; Nymphalidae
Exons: 15
Coding region: 1-1710 (569 amino acids)
Source: RefSeq, a predicted model, not a curated record